AUGGCUGGAAGGAAUGAUGUUGCACUUGCUGCUGCUCUGCAAGCAAUGGCUCAGGCUAUGCAGAAUCGGCCGAAUGCUGACGAGAAUUUUGGAUCUCGCAGUUUGGCGACCUUCCAAAGGGAGAAUCCGCCUACCUUCAAGGAAAAACCCUAUACACGCUCUAAACCACAAAACGUCUCCCUCCCUUUGCCGUCACUGUUCUCCUCCCACGAACCCGCCGUCUCUCCACACCAUCUCCGCCGUCUCUCCACAAACCGCUUCCUCCCUUCGCCGCCCACAAACCUGCGUCACUGUUCAGCCCACAAACCUGCCGUCUCUGUCGUCUUCUCCACACCUCCGCCGGUUCGUCUUCCUCCGCCAGUUCGUCUACCUCCGCCGGAUCGUCUUCCUCCGCCGGUGCGUCUUCCUCCGCCGAUUCGUCUUCCUCCUUCCGUUCUUUUGGAGUUCAUCAAAUGGCAAAUGGAAAUAGAAAAAAGGUUACAUGGAUUCAUCCCAAUACAAGACAACAACAUAACUCUAAUGAUUGUGGGUAUUAUGUGA
Messenger RNA from Vicia faba (fava bean), 540 nucleotides. The record is from the annotation of a GenBank genome assembly. NCBI's taxonomy places the organism in Eukaryota, Viridiplantae, Streptophyta, Magnoliopsida, Fabales, Fabaceae.